AUGUCUUACAAACUUAGUUCUACUUUACUUGGUCACGAACAGGAUGUCAAAGAUGUUGCCACUACUGAAUAUGGUGGAUUAGUUUCUGUACUGAGAGAUGGUACAACAAGAAUCUGGUCAGAUAUUUAUACAACUCAUUCUGAGGCAACCAUUGUUUUCCAUUCACCAACCAACUCAUUUAUUAAUUCAGUAGCAUGUAUCAAUGGUUUGAUUGCUAGUGGAGGCCAAGAUACCAUGAUUUAUUUAAGCGAUGAACAUGGUGAGGAUAAAUAUCAAUUAAUCGGACAUGAAGGAAAUGUGUGCUCAAUGUCUUAUUCUCAUGGCCAAUUGAUUUCCAGUUCUUGGGAUUGUACUGCAAUUGUAUGGAAUUUAAAAGAAUUUGUUCCUAAAUACAUAUUAUCAGGACACGAGUCUUCAGUAUGGGAUUGUCAAGUAUUGGGAGAAGAUCACUAUUUAACUUGUAGUGCCGAUAAAACCAUCAGAUUUUGGCACGGAAAAUCGGAAGUAAAACAAUUUGUUGGCCACCUGGAUGUGAUUAGAAAAUUGUUGAUUUUAGAAGGUGGGGAACAAUUUUUGUCUUGUUCAAACGAUGGCACUAUCAAAUUGUGGGACCUCCAAACAGGGAAGAACUUGCAAACAUUUUAUGGCCACGAAUCCUUUGUUUACGAUUUAGCAUUAAUAGCUAACGGCAAGUUUGUAUCUACGGGUGAAGAUAGAACAGUCAGAAUAUGGGAUUUAGCAACAGGGAAUGUGUUGCAAGUCAUUACUUUGCCAUGUAUAUCUGUAUGGUGUGUGACUGCAUUACCAAAUGGUGAUUUUGCAGUGGGUGGCUCUGAUAAUUUGGUCAGAGUUUUCACAGCUCACCCUGAAAAGGUUGCUCCUGAAGAAGAGUUGUUGAAGUUUAAAGAGGCUGUUCAGUCAUCUUCAAUUGCAGAGCAGUCGCUAGAUGAUUUGAAAAAAACUGACAUUCCUGGGUAUGAGGCAUUAUCACAGCCUGGUAAACAGGAAGGGUCCACCAUUAUGGUUAAGAAUCCUGACAAUGGAACAAUUGAAGCACACCAAUGGUCUGGUGGAGAAUGGCACAAAAUUGGUGACGUUGUUGGAUCUUCGAGCAGCGGCAAAAAGCAGACUUACCAGGGGAAAGAAUAUGACUUUGUUUUUGAUGUCGAUAUAAAGGAUGGCGAGCCACCAUUGAAAUUACCAUAUAACGUAAAUGAUAAUCCAUAUACUGUGGCAGAAAAGUUCUUAAGUGACAACGAUUUGCCUGCAUCCUACACUGAUGAAGUUGUUAGAUUUUUGCAGAAAAAUACAGAAGGGGUGAGCUUACAGGAAAGCACCAAUGACUCGAACAACCCAAGUGCUGGAAGAGUUAUUGAUCCUUAUUCUGAUGCUUAUAAUAAGCAACAAAAGCAACAAGGGAACUUGGCUUUGAAAGUGAUUCCUUCCAAGUCUUAUAUUUACUUCACCGAUUACAAAAGGGAACUGUUAGUGAAUGGACUCAAAAAAUUAAACCUGUCCCAGGAUUCCGAGUUGCAGUUAUCGGAUCAAGACUUUUUGGCUGUUGAGUCUUCUUUACUGGAAUUGAAUUCUAAGCAAGCGCUAGAAUUAAUCACCAAGUAUUGCAGUCAUAUUAUUAGAAAAUGGACAGCUUCUGCAAAAUUGAUUGGGUUUGAUUUAUUGAGAGUCAGUAUUCCCAAGGUGACAACAGUUGAUAUAUUAACAUCAACUGAUGCUGCUGAGAUAAUUUUAGAUGUUGUGAAUUUAGGAUUGGAAAACAUAAAUGUGGAAAAUCCAGCACUUUUGAUGAUGAUUCUCAAAGUGUUGAACAAUUUAGUUGGAACCACGUUGUUCGUUCAGUUGUACAUUGACCCUUGUGGCACUGACAAUAAAUUAUACGAAUACAAUACGUUUUUCCAGAACUUGUUAAAGAAGUUACAGAAUAGCACUGCCAAAUUGACACAGCUGGCAAAAUUAUAUACAUCUACGAUGACAGCAUUAACAACAUUGGUGUAUAAUUUAUCGGCAUAUCAAUUGCAAACCAGUGCAUUGAAAAAUAACAUGGGAUCUGCCAAGCCGGUUAUCGAAUUUAUGGAUAAUUUAGGUAAUCAGAUUGUUGCUUCCUCAAGCGAGGCUGCUUAUCGGUUAGCAGUUGCGUAUGGUAAUUUCAAAUAUGGAAAAUUAUACACUAACGAAACCCCUUCAUGGUUAGCUGAAGCAGGAACUCUUUACGCAAUUAAUGGCGAACAACGAUUCCUUGAUAUCGCAGAAGAUUUAAAAAAUAUAUAA
Molecule: messenger RNA, 2286 nt
Organism: Candida albicans SC5314
Lineage: Eukaryota; Fungi; Ascomycota; Pichiomycetes; Serinales; Debaryomycetaceae
Gene: DOA1
Product: Doa1p
Exons: 1
Coding region: 1-2286 (761 amino acids)
Biological process (GO): proteasome-mediated ubiquitin-dependent protein catabolic process; ubiquitin recycling
Cellular component (GO): nucleus; cytoplasm
Molecular function (GO): ubiquitin binding
Source: RefSeq, a predicted model, not a curated record